This is a messenger RNA of Chenopodium quinoa (quinoa), 678 nucleotides long. RefSeq lists its product as uncharacterized. The record is from RefSeq and is a predicted model, not a curated record. The transcript has a single exon. Lineage: Eukaryota; Viridiplantae; Streptophyta; Magnoliopsida; Caryophyllales; Amaranthaceae. The coding region runs from base 1 to 678 and encodes 225 amino acids.
AUGGGAGAUACUGUGCAAUGGCCUAAAAAGAAUGAUAAGCCUGGAGAGAAGAAAGAUUCGUCCAGGUGGUGUGACUUCCAUUCAGAUAUUGGCCAUACAACCGAUGAGUGUGUCGCGCUCAGAAAGGAGGUUGCUUACCUUUUGAAUAAAGGGUAUCUCAAAGAACUUCUGUCAGAUAGAUCCAAAGCUCCAGGAAAGGAAAGAGAAUCAAAGCAAGGAGGCCCCCCACCUCCUCCUCCAAUUGUCAAAACCAUUUGUUUCAUAUCAGGAGGGUCAGAAGUGUGUGGUUUGACAUACUCAGCAGCGAAGCGGCAUGCGAAGGAAAGCAAUAAGGAUCAUCCAGAUAGAAGAGAAAAACCAAAAAUGGACAUUCCCAUCAUGUUUGAAGAAAGAGAAGCAGUAGAAGGCCAUCAUGACGGUCUAGUGAUUUCACUCCCAGUUGGAAACUGCAUGAUCAAGCGAAUCCUUGUUGACAAUGGAAGCUCUGCAAACAUCAUCAUGCUUGAUACUCUGAAACAUACGAACAUCGAUGAAAAGAACAUCAUCAACAAGUCAACAAUGCUAGUAGGAUUCAGUGGAGAAACCAAGAAAACAAGUGGAGAGAUCACAUUAGCUACCUAUGAAAAAGGAGUCAACCUACAAGUCAAGUUCCUGGUGAUUGACACUCUGUCAUCAUAA